CUAUAUAUCCUUCACAAUACCUCAAGUAUGUAUAUUCAGAAUAUAAAUAUAAAAAAUGAAGCAUUUAUUUUAAUCAAAUAUAAUUACCCUCAUGCUUUCCAUAAAUCACAAUCAAUAAAUAUUACAUGAUAACAUCACAUAAAAAAUCAAAACAAUCCAUUAAUCCAAAACCCCCAAAAUCACCUAAAUCAGAUGCAAUAAAUAAAAAUAACCAUGAUUCCCAAAGUAGAUCCAGGAUACAAUACCUAGCCAAAAAAUUUGAAGAAGGUAAAGAAGCUGAGCUUUUAUCCAUCUCUCACUUAUCUACAGAUUUUGAAGAAGACUCACUAUCUCCUAGUGUCUUGUCCUACCUAAAACCUUUACUCCAUCCCCUCAGAGAUCUCACUGAUAAUUGGAAUGUUGACAUAUGUCAAUACCUUGAAUCCUAUAUACGUGAUAUUGAAAGUCCUGAGCAGGAUAUCACUCAUUUUGAUUAUCUCUCACAAGUUGAUGCCAUUAACAAUGAUAGUGAUAGUCAUAUCAAUUCACCCAUCGACCUAACGUUCACAGAUUUAAGCUCAAUUUCAUCCAGCCCUGGCACUAGUAGUGUGAGUCCCUCUAUUAAUCAUGUCAAGAGGAAAGCUCACCAUCUUGAAAAAUCCUUCAGCUUUGCUCAAGCUGCUCUAGUCCUCCAGGGUUCUUGUCUCAUUUACUCAAAAAAAGUAGAAUACUUAUACACACUUAUUUGUGAUUUCUCCCGAAUUCAUGCCCAAUACCACCACAUUAACCCUGAAAUUGCAAAUCAAACCAAAUCGGAUGUGGAAACCCCUAAAAGUGGGAAGUCAAGUAAGCUCCUUAAUAUUGAUGACCACCAUCACCAUAAAGCUACCACCUUCCGCCUCAUUGAAGAUAGCAAUAUUCAAAACUCACCUAGUACUACUUCAGCUGACCAUGUUUUGUUUUCUUGUCCUAUGCAUUUGCCAGUGCUAAUUUUACCACCACCUCUAACUUCAUUGACCCCUACUCUAAUAGAAUCUAUAGUCAAUAAAUCAACAGAAGAUGGUAUAGACAUUACUAAUAACAAUUUGAUGCAAACAAUAAUUGAAAGAAUUCUGCAUAAUUAUCUACACCCACAAAAAACUAUUCAUGAUUCCAUGAAAAAAUUAGUCCAGUAUGUCACAGAUCUUGGUUUUGUUGAUGAACCCAACACCUUACGAGAUAAUUUUCUCACACGAGGAACUGUUGAUAACCCAUCAGGGUGGCUCUUGCUACCAGAACACACCACUUCUAGUCACCAUUCAAUUUUGCCUACCAACCACAGUUAUGGUAAUGUCAUAAAAACUCGACAAAACAUUAUUGAAAAUUCUUUUAUUCCUCCUUUGAUUUCUCUGCCAAAGGUGACUGAUAGCAUUGAAGAAAUAUAUUACACCACUUCAAUAUCCCCAAAUAUAUUAUUUGACACUAUUCCAAAGAUAUUACCACAAGAGAACAUUGAAGAAAUUCUGGAAUACUCUAACCCCCAGUUUGAUACUUCACUCACUACAUUAUCAUUACCACAAGAGAACAUUGAAGAAAUUCUGGAAUACUCUAACCCCCAGUUUGAUACUUCACUCACUACAUUAUCCCCUAUAGAGAAAAUUAAGGACAAAUUUGAAGACAUUUCUAACUCAAAACUCAAGGCUCCUCUUAGUCAAUGGUCAACACGCAAGCGUAGUGUCAAAUAUCCAAAAACCCAUUAUAAAAGUAAUAACCUUGGCGCCAAAAGAGUAAAAUUGGUCAGAGGUACUGAUGAUGUUAUUGAAAAAUCUAACGAUGAAACGACUAUUGGUGGCAAUGUCGAUCACUUUAACAUUGAUGUUGAUACGGAGGACAUUUUAGAAUUCUCUUCAGAAACCUUAUUUCACAAUUCAUCUCAACCAGAUAUACUCCAUUCCAAAAUAGAUGAAAACUUACAAAUUAAUAUAGAUGAUAGAUGCUCAUCCUACCUCGACAAAGCAGCUCAUCAUCCAUCAAAUACCAUAACUGAUCAUGACGCUAGCUAUGAAAGCUGGGAGAGUUUUAUUAAAAACGAUGUUUUAGGUCCCGGUGGAUGGAAAUCUAAGAAACAAAAAUCGAUUUUUAAUAUAGUCACUGAUCAGGAGAGCAUUUUAAAAUGCCUAGAGGGCGAUAUUUUGCCUUCAAAAUGCUUGACAGAUACAUCCAUUAACCAACCAUUAUUAGGUUUAAACGUUAAACCUGACAAGUCUGCCACUUUUCAACCUACGCUCCCUUUCCAUUCCUUAAUAAGGCGUAUAUCAACUGACAACUCUGACAAAAACCUUUCAAGCUUAAUUCCCCGUUUAUUUUUCGCAUCCCUUAUACUCGCUGAUUCACACAACGUAGAUAUAAUGAGCCAUUCUGGGGAUAUUAAUAAAUUUAACAUAACUCUUAUAAACUCAGAAAGGAACUAUGAUAAAAUCAAGAAAGGCAUGGGAAAUGCUACAACAUUUAGCGAUGUUUAAAAUAGCUGUCUUUCUCAUCUUUUAUACAUGAUAUGGGAAAAGGUUUACCUUUUUUAAUAGCAAUGCAAAAUACUAUAAAUCUCUAAUAAUCAACAAUCAUUUUUUUUAGUAUUAACCAACCCUUUUGUACAAGGUGAUUUAUAUACUUUUUUACUUUCCUAAAGCGAUAAUAUAAUAAGAUAAAAUGUCCGAAAUGAUCCUUUCUUCCUAUUUUUACAAAGGCGAAGCAAGAGCGAAAUUUUUUGACCUGGCCUGUAUGAAAAAAAAUAAUUUUUCUACCAUUAUAAAAACACGACUAAACCACGGUCGAUGAGUAAUGUAUUGCAGACCUAUACAAAGGAUCUCAUCUUAAUUACGUUAUCGUUUUACAUGAGGUAAAAUGUAUUUUAAAAAUGGCUUUAGACAUAAUAGGGCAACCUAAAUAUCAAAUUUUGUUUAUAUUUAUUUGUUUAUAGCUAAACUUAAUGUAUU
This is a messenger RNA of Gordionus sp. m RMFG-2023, 2951 nucleotides long. RefSeq lists its product as uncharacterized. The coding region runs from base 126 to 2480 and encodes 784 amino acids. Gene Ontology annotation, molecular function: chromatin binding. The record is from RefSeq and is a predicted model, not a curated record. Gene Ontology annotation, biological process: meiotic chromosome condensation; mitotic sister chromatid separation. Lineage: Eukaryota; Metazoa; Nematomorpha; Gordioida; Chordodea; Parachordodidae. The transcript is spliced from 2 exons. Gene Ontology annotation, cellular component: condensin complex; nucleus.